Messenger RNA from Penaeus vannamei (Pacific white shrimp), 506 nucleotides. The record is from RefSeq and is a predicted model, not a curated record. NCBI's taxonomy places the organism in Eukaryota, Metazoa, Arthropoda, Malacostraca, Decapoda, Penaeidae.
CUGUUAGUUUACAAAUAGAGAGGAUGCUGAACUGGUGUUCCGGAAAUUAGUGAUUUUACGUAGAUAAUGUGCAAGAUUCGAUGAUGAAUUGGACGCCGGCUAGAGACAAGGAGAAGUAUGGGGUCGCCAUCUACAACUUCAGUGGCGUUAAUGACUCCUGCAUUAAGCUUAAUGUUGGCGACACAGUUCACAUACUGGAGGAGUUGGGAGGAUGGUACUUUGGCUAUGCACUUCACAACAAGGCUCUGAGAGGAGUCUUUCCCAAGUCUUUCAUUCAGGUGCGAGAAUGUAUUGUCGACAAAACAGGCCUGGUAGAAGUGGUGACGGCACGCCUUCCACCUAUUGUGCAGGAAGUAACUGCAGUGCUGCGAGAAUGGGGGAUGCUAUUGCGCAAACUCUAUGUGGACCGGAGUUCCAAUUUUAUCCUAGUAAAAGAUACUAUGUUAGAGUUAGAGCCAUCGAAGCAAGAUCUCUGUCUGCGGGCAUGUUACCAGGAGAUGAGCUGA